CCCGCCCCGCCGGCUGCGCGGGUUCGCCGAGCCCGGAGGAGGGAGCGCUAGCUACCCCGAGCGGGAGGGAGCUUGCAGACUCCGGCUCAGAGCAGCUGUCUGGACACCUUGGGUUUUGGGGUGGGGAGCGCCGGCGACUGUGAACACGGACUCCGCCGCGGGAGCCUGUCUCAGGAUGCUCUUUCUUUUGUCUGCCCAGCCCUGGAGUACAUUAGCAGCAGGGAAUACUUUCUCUCCUCAGAGAGAGCAACUGGUCCCGCCAGCUGUAACACACGUGGCUGGGCAGACUUCCAGUCACUGCCUUCAUCCUCCAGCUCCUCUGCCAGAAAGGUGGUGCUGGCUCGCUGCCAGAACAGCAGCCGCCUUCUGUGCUGUCACAGCCUCCUGCCACCAGCUCUGCAGCCACUUACCUCAAUCCCUGCUACCUACUCCAUGGUCCAAUCCACCCACUUUGGAUGCACAGAUAGCUGUGAAGCUCCUCUGGCGUCUGCCCUGCCCCGGGCUUCCUUCAGCAGCUCCUCAGAGCGGUCCAGCAGCCACGGCCCUGGCUUUGCAAGCCUUAAUCGCAGAGACGGAGCUGGUGGCUGGUCUCCCCUUGUGUCAAAUAAAUACCAGUGGCUGCAGAUUGACCUUGGAGAAAGAAUGGAGGUCACAGCUGUGGCCACCCAGGGAGGAUACGGGAGCUCCGACUGGGUGACCAGCUACCUCCUGAUGUUCAGCGAUGGCGGGAGGAACUGGAAGCAAUAUCGACGAGAGGAAAGCAUCUGGGUAUGUGCUUUAUUGAAAAGCAGUCUGUCGGAGUAUGAAUUAUGCCAGUUACUGCAUGUUGCUGCCCAUCUGUCAGAUCAAGUAUAGAAACAGAGCCUCCUAAGUUACUUGAAAAUGUUUCCACUGAAUGUAAGCCACAUGUGACGUUCCAGAAUACACCGUCCAUGGCUAAUUUAUGAAAUAAGUAAAACAAUUUUAUAAUGUAGGGAAAUAUUGAAAAUGUCUUCCCAUUAUUCCUUUAAAUAGUGUGAAGUCUAAGGAAUAAAUAAGUCACAUACAACUGAUUUUGUUUGAUAACAAACACAAUAGUUCAUAUUGCCUCAGCAUUUUUAAAUAAAGCGAAUUCAUUUUCUCUGUGCCCUCUGAUAAACUGAAAUUUCUGAAAGACCCUGAACAUGUAAAAAUAGAUGUAAUGGAGAGUCUCUCUGUGGAGGA
Messenger RNA from Balaenoptera acutorostrata (minke whale), 1203 nucleotides. Its product is annotated as V-type proton ATPase subunit B-like. The transcript has 4 exons. NCBI's taxonomy places the organism in Eukaryota, Metazoa, Chordata, Mammalia, Artiodactyla, Balaenopteridae. The coding region runs from base 176 to 697 and encodes 173 amino acids. The record is from RefSeq and is a predicted model, not a curated record.